AUGCUCUUCAACAUCAAGGCUCUCGCCGUUAUAGCGGUCCUCGCCAACCUCGUCGUCGCAGCCCCCGUGGCCGAAUCCGCCCCCGACACCUCCUCUCCUGACGCCGAUGCCACUCUCGACAAGCGCCUCUCCGCCUACUCGGUCUGGCAGGUCAACUCCGGCGGAGCCCUCCACGGGUACACGAUGUUCAGAGAUGGAGACGUCUGCCGCAACCGCGGCCAGGAGCUGUUCGAAAAGAACUACGGCUACCUUAACCGCGCAUUCACGCUGUCGCCGGACAAACCGCUCAGGUUUGACAAUGUCGCUGGGCUCGGGACGGUCGAGUUCUGGUUGACCCCCAAUGGGUCACUCGCCGGGAAACGGCCUGGUCAGAGCAGAUCAUCAGAUUGGGGCGUUGCCUCGUGCCGGCCUGCCAGCGGCGAUAAAGUCGGUGAAAGCGUCUGCAAGGGUUUGGGGGGCUCGGAGGACAGGCGCAAGUGGCUCUGCGUGGUCACCUAG
Molecule: messenger RNA, 498 nt
Organism: Vanrija pseudolonga
Lineage: Eukaryota; Fungi; Basidiomycota; Tremellomycetes; Trichosporonales; Trichosporonaceae
Exons: 1
Coding region: 1-498 (165 amino acids)
Source: RefSeq, a predicted model, not a curated record